AUGCGACCGUUCACCGUAUGGUUCGCGUUAUUGGCGUUUUUGGUUGCAAGCGUUGCAGCUUGGGAAAAGGAAGACCAUGAAAUAUUCGAUAUUGUCUCGGAGUUAGAGGCAGCGGAGGGAAAAGGGACGACGUUCUACUCGUGGUUGGAUGUGCCACCCACAGCCAGCACCAACGAUAUCGCAAAAGCUUACAGAAAGAAGAGCAUGCUUCUCCACCCUGAUAAAAACCCUGAUGUCAAGGGUGUUCAUGAACGCUUCGCGCGUCUUGGCGUUAUCUCGACAAUUUUGAGGAACAAGGAAAGCAGGAAACGGUACGAUUUCUUCUACAAGAAUGGGGUACCGAAAUGGAGAGGUACUGGUUACUACUACUCACGCUUCCGCCCUGGACUUGGUUCGGUCAUAAUCUUCUUGACAGUAUUGACUUCUGCUUUGCAAUUCGUAAUCCAAGGGAUCAACUAUAGAAAGGAUCUAGAGCGCAUUGAACUCAUUGUGUCCCAGGCGAAGGCGGCGGCUUGGGGUCCUAAAAUGGUGCCUGUUGCAGGCCAGCGAAAAGUCCGGGUCAACCUUGGCGAAUCUCGCGACGAAGAUGGUGAAGUUACUGGCAAAAGAUGGCUCGACAUGGUUGUAGAGGACUCAUGUGUGUAUCUGCUUGAACCAAAUGGCGACAUGCACCUUAUCGACGCAUCGACUGCUGUGAAACCUUCAAUCGCCAAUACAUGGUUCAUUGUCCUGUUGAGGUCCCUCUUAAACAAACUCACAGGCGGUCGAUUACUUGACAAAGCUACAGCUGUUCCUGCCCCAGUUGGUGAAAAUGGCUCAGCUCCUGAUAUUGACACUGAUGCCUCGUCGACCACUGGUUCCGAAGCACCUAGUGGCUAUUCAACUCCUAAAAAUGGAGAAGAAAAAGUCCGCAUUGGAGGGCCAACCUCAAAGGCAGGAGGAAUGAGAAGAAAGAACGUUAGAAAGAGGGCAUAA
This is a messenger RNA of Psilocybe cubensis, 975 nucleotides long. RefSeq lists its product as uncharacterized. Gene Ontology annotation, cellular component: endomembrane system. The record is from RefSeq and is a predicted model, not a curated record. Bases 1 to 975 code for a protein of 324 amino acids. The transcript is spliced from 8 exons. Lineage: Eukaryota; Fungi; Basidiomycota; Agaricomycetes; Agaricales; Agrocybaceae.